ACGCUGUCACAGUUUCACUGCUGCUCUUCACCAUGAUGACUUCUCAGGUCCUCCUGGGGGUGUCCCUCUUUCUCUGGCUGAUUCUGGAUGUUCGUGGAUUCUCUGUGAAAGGAUUGCAAACCCCACACAAGAGGAGCGGUGGCACCAGUGCAGAGGGGAAUGUUGCUUCUCGCAGAGCAGGUUCUGGCUCCAGUGACCCUGCAGGUGUUUUCAUGCAACAGCCUCAGUCUGUGCAGCCUGUGUUUGUCGGUGUGAGCACUCUGCCUGCUGCUGGAUACUCUGCAGGUUCUGUUCCAGCAGGCUACUAUAGUGGUGCUUCCUACAUACCAGGUUCUGCUGCCGGCUCUGCACAGGCUGCAGCUGGUCAGUCUUCCGUCCCAGAAGCAAGGUGGACAAUUGCUCCUCAAGCAUCAAAUGCACAACCCCAGGGUUCCAGUGCCCUUCUGUCUCCUCCUCCACCACCAGGACCCCCUUCAAUGACCCUUCAAUCUGCAGAAACCUCCAAUGUUGUGAAGGAAGCUGAACUUGGGAGCUACCAGCAGCAGAUGGCGGAGUUUGGUUAUCCAGCUGGCCAUAUGGGGCCUGGCCAAAGUCUUCCACUUGUUGCAACACCAAGUCUUGGUGUGGGUGGCUUGUGGGGCUACUCUUCUCCCUACCCCCAUCCAUACUCUUAUCCCUACCCUUACUUUGACUACAGGCUCCUGUAUGGUCUGUACCCUCCUGGCACCUAUACGACAUAUGGCAGAAACCAUGAGAAGGGCACAGACUACUAUAGACCAGCCACUAUCAGAGCGAACAUGGCUCUGAUGCUCCACAAAUGCCCCAGAACACUGGAACUGGCCAGAAGAUGGUUUAACCAGAUGCGGACGUGAUUCUGCAACUGAUGACUGGUCCAGGCAGACGACUUGAAUUAUUCAAUAAAGUCUUCAGAACUAAAGUA
Poecilia reticulata (guppy) is the source of this 940-nucleotide messenger RNA. RefSeq lists its product as uncharacterized. The record is from RefSeq and is a predicted model, not a curated record. NCBI's taxonomy places the organism in Eukaryota, Metazoa, Chordata, Actinopteri, Cyprinodontiformes, Poeciliidae.